Messenger RNA from Closterium sp. NIES-65, 750 nucleotides. Lineage: Eukaryota; Viridiplantae; Streptophyta; Zygnematophyceae; Desmidiales; Closteriaceae. The record is from the annotation of a GenBank genome assembly.
AUGGCUCAGCAGCAACUGCGGUUCGGGCGGCUCGGCUCCACAGCGGCUCAGGUGGCUCGGGCGGCUCGGGCGGGUCGGGCGGCUCGGCUCCUCAGCGGCUCAGGGGGCUCGGGCGACUCGUGCGGCUCGAGCGGCUCCGGCGGGUCGGGCGGCUCGGCUCCUCAGCAGCUCAGGCGGCUCGGGCGGCUCGGGCAGGUCGGGCAGCUCGGGCGGCUCGAGCGGCUCGGGCGGGUCGGGCAGCUCGGGUGGCGCGGGCGGUGUAGGGCCGUAGGGCCGCUGAGAGGCGGCGGGGCCGCGGAGAUGGGCGGCGGGGCCGCAGAGACGGGCGGCGGGGCCGAAGUGAGAGGCGGCGGGGCCGCGAAGACGGGCGGCGGGGCCGCUGAGACGGGCGGCGGGGCCGCAGUGAGAGGCGGCGGGGCCGCAGCGAGAGAGGCGGCGGGGCCGCGAAGACGGGCGGCGGGGCCGCUGAGACGGGCGGCGGGGCCGCAGGGAGAGGCGGCGGGGCCGCAGCUAGAGAGGCGGCGGGGCCGCGGAGACGGGCGGCGGGGCCGCAGAGACGGGCGGCGGGGCCGAAGUGAGAGGCGGCGGGGCCGCAGCGAGAGAGGCGGCGGGGCCGCGAAGACGGGCGGCGGGGCCGCUGAGACGGGCGGCGGGGCCGCAGUGAGAGGCGGCGGGGCCGCAGCGAGAGAGGCGGCGGGGCCGCGAAGACGGGCGGCUGGGCCGCUGAGACGGGUGGCGGGGCCGCCGUGA